Molecule: messenger RNA, 3009 nt
Organism: Daktulosphaira vitifoliae (grape phylloxera)
Lineage: Eukaryota; Metazoa; Arthropoda; Insecta; Hemiptera; Phylloxeridae
Gene: snz
Product: sorting nexin-13
Exons: 17
Coding region: 113-2899 (928 amino acids)
Cellular component (GO): early endosome
Molecular function (GO): phosphatidylinositol binding
Source: RefSeq, a predicted model, not a curated record
AAAUUUUUCCAAUGUUACACCGGAAUAACAUUAAAAAUAAAAUAUUUGAACGAAAUUCAUACAAAGCUAAUUUUUUUCAAAAUGAAAUUCUUGUAAAAUUCUUUAAAGAAACAUGUUAAUAUAUUAUUGGAUAUUUUUUCUUAUUUUUUUAUGUAUCAAAACAUUUGGAUUGUGGCUAACUACUCUUACUUUGUCUGUAAUAUUCACUUUUAUAAUAAGUGUUGUAUUUUUUGCCUAUUUUACUGUGGAAAAAGAUUGUGCUAAGUAUUUAAAAUCAUUAAAGGAACAACCUAAAAAUGAAAUUUAUAGUAUAUUUGAUAUUAAAACGAUUGACAAACAAGAUGAUGAUGAAGGGGGACAUAUUCAUCUGAGUGGCUUAGAACAUAUUGAUCAUCAAUUAUCUGAUAUAAUGGACUUAAUUUUACGUGAUUAUGUUUAUCCAUGGUAUGAUAAAUUAAGUGAUGAUGAAACUCUUCCAUAUCAAUUAAAUAAAUCAGCUAGUCAUUCGAUUUAUUCAAUGUCAAAAAGACUUCAACAAAUUGAUCUGCUUCAAUUUGUUUGUACUCAACUUACAGAAGAGGCAGCAAAACAUAUAAAUAUAUACAGAAAAGCAUUAAAACACAUAAUUUCCAAAUCUUCUAUUGAUAAUGAUUUAGAAAGUAUAUUCUUUCAAAAUGAACAAGAUGUUGACCGAUUAAAUACAUCUCAUGCAAAUGUGUGCUUAGACGAGGACUAUGAAAAAAAAUGGCUAAGAGACAUUUCUGAGGCAAUUUUAUACCACAUUGCUCCUGAAAAUGAUUUCAAGUGUCGAUCAAUGCGUAUUUUAAUGCGUGAGAUAAUAGCUAAUAAAUUAUUUAAUACUACUAUUAAUAUGUUCAGUAACCCUGAUUAUAUUAAUCAAUUAAUUAUUUGGCUGUGUAGUGAUUAUCCAAUUACUAAUGAAACAUUUCUCACUGUUUUGAAAUCUACAAAAUCUUCUCAGCAAUUAAACGCUGUUAAUAAUUUAGUCAAUAAAGAAAUAUCGAACUUGCGUUCAAGAGAUUCAGGAGAAUCAGAAAGUAGAGCAAAACAUCAACUGAGUAGUCUUAUUUUUCUAUCAAAUUUAAUUAAAUCAAUUGUCAGUAAUCUUCCUCAACAAUCAGACAGAUCAUUAGAUUUUUUACUGUCAUUUGAUAAUUCUGUGUCUUCCCCUAAAAAUGAUUCAUUAACAUUAAAAUGGAUUUUGGAAAGUAAAAACGCUUUACCAUAUUUUAUUGACUAUUUGACUUCCAUAAAUUGUGAAAGUUUCAUAUCAUUUUACAUUAAUAUUGAUGGUUGGAAACAAUUUGUACAAGAACAAAUGAAAAAUGUAACAAUUGAUCCUAGUCAAUAUACAUCUUCUGAACUAGCUACUGUUGAUCACAUUCGAGGCGAAGCAAAAAAGUUGUAUUCAAUUUACAUAUGUCAAAAGCCUGAAAUACAAGAAGAACUAGGAGAAAAACUUGUUAAAUCUCUUGCUAAAAAAAUUAAUAUUGACUUUGUUGAUGAAAAUUGGUUUGAUGAUGUUCAAAAUGCAUUAUAUAAAGCACUUUUAAAACCCGAAAAAGGAAUUAUAUCUGGGUUUGGUAAACAUGAAUCUUGUUCAAGACUCAUAACUGAUCUUGAAAUGAAAUCUCUGGGAUCAGAUAUUUAUGAAAAUAAUGAAUCAUCAAUAUCUACUACUGACUAUUUAUUACCUAUGGAUGCUGUACAACAACUAUUAAAGGGUACUGGAGAUAAAGUUAACGAUUUUCUUUCUAACGCAAAAGCAAUGAGUCCUAGUCAACCAGAAGAGGAUAAGUCAAUAUUAUCAGCAGAUAUAAUUGAAACUGGUCUAGUUAAUGAGGGUGGUAAAACUUUUGGAGUUUAUGCAGUAUCAAUAACAAGAGUCUAUAUGUCUGGAAAAGAAGAAAAUUGGCAUGUUUAUAAACGAUAUUCAGAUUUUUAUGACUUGUAUCAAAGAGUAAAAGAUAGAUAUGCAGAACUAGGUAAAUUAUCAUUUCCUGGUAAAAAAACUUUUCACAAUGCUGACAGGAGAGUUUUAGAAAAACGUAUGAUGAUGCUUAAUCAAUUUAUUCAUAAUCUAUUAAAAUCAUCAACUAUUGUUAACUUUCCUGGAGUUCAAAAUAUGGUUGAACAGUUUCUUGAACAAAGGCCAGAAGAUAAAAAAGCAGCAUUACUAUCUGGACAAAUUGUCAAAACAACAGUUGACAAUCUUUUAUUCAAUCCAUUAAAAGCGGUUGGUAAUGUUGUGAAAACAGUUCCUGAUAAUAUAUUCAAUACAGUUGAUGGAGUAAUGGACAAUAUAAGCAAAGUUUUGGGGCCUACUAAAUCUCAAAUUAGAAUAUUUGGAGAUGAAGAUGAUAAUUUACCGAUGCGCGCAGUAUUACUUUUAUUAGCUGAAGUAUUUGAAGUUGAUGAACAGCAACAGUGGCUUCGAAAGCGUUUUGUUAUAUUAUUACAGCAUAUUGUAAGAGCUUCUUUUGGUCAUAUAGUCAACCGAAGAUUUAAAGAAUACGUGACAACAGUUACAGAUCCAUAUAGAGUAUCAAUGUUAAUUGCUGCUAUAAAAAACAAUUUAUGGCCUGAUGGUGUUCGUGCUUCUGAAUUACAGUUUCGUGAUAGUGAAUUACAACUUAGGACAUUAGUAGCUGCUAAAUGUGCACUAUUAUCUUCAGUUUCAGAUGAGCUCAAGCAUUUAAUGGGUAAUGAUGUGACUCGACGUGGUAUUUAUCUAGUAGUUGUAAUGCUACAGCAUAAAACACUAAAUAAGCGUUUAGUUUAUGUUAUAUUUAGUGCAUGCCUAUUAUUAGUCUUUCCAAAUUUUAAUAGUCUCAUUGAUAAAUUACACAAAAAACCUCCAUUAUUGAGCAGAAGUUAAUUGUAUAUGAACCUACUAUAGUCUACUUAUUGUGUAAGAUACCUCAUGGAAUAAUUAUGUAAUUAUUUAGAUAUGUAACUAUUUUAAUAAAAUAUCCUUGUUUAACAGGC